UUUCUUUGAUUUCUUUGUAGGUUGCAAGUUGCUUCUAUGUAACCUCCACAAGCCUACUCGACAGGUUUUGUGUAAUUCUAUCACUCUUAUGUUGUUGCAGUGUUCCCACCCAAAUAUAAUGGGUCAGGUCACUGCCAAAUGGGUUGGGUAAAAACAAGGGCACAAAGAGGAUAGCCGGGUGGGGGUCUUGCUCUAGAAGUCUAUAUGAGCACGGCUAUAGGGUGAUUUUUUCAGCAAAACAUAUGUUAAUUUAAUUGAUUUACUGUGAAGAUUCAAAACCCUUGGCAUGCAGAAGGUGGAAGGCCACCAUGGUGAGGAUGGUGGUGGGUUUGGCUAGGUUUUUGACCCUUAGCCCGACAAAGGGAUUCUGUCAACAAUUACAUUGGAGGUUGAAACAGCUAGGCAAGGUGAUGCAGUAGCCAAACUGAAGUCUCUUUGGACGUGAAGAGAAUGAUGGCUCAAUAUAAAAAAGGUUAAUUUAUCGUGAGCAGUCUUUACACAAUGAGGUAAGGCCAUUGUAUGUUCCUGCGUAGUGUUAUUUGUUGUUAAACUCUAAGAAUGAUAUAUUGUAUUAAGAUUACAAGUUUAUCUCGCCGGAAAAAACCAAGUUCAUGGACUCCACUCCUCCGCCGCCGGAACCCAGAAACCGAACAAGAUCGUCUUCAAGGCGCUCCAAAAUUCGUCGAAUCGAUGUGGCUGCUGAAAUUUCCCCUUCAGUCCCAAACCGAGAACUCUUUCUCAUCUCCCCUUCCCCAAAUCGGAGAACGAAGUCACGUUUACCGGAGAAUCUUGAAACUGUUGACCACGUCGCCGAGCCCUCCGGCGCUCGCCGGAGACGCAGGACCCGAAAUGCCUCUUCAGUUCUUGCUUCCCCUAGGAAUACCAGGAGACAAAGAAAGCGAGUAGAUCAAGAAACGAUGAGAGACUUUAACGAAUCAGGGGUCGGAGAUGGAGAGGAGGGCGUUCGGCAUAGAAAGAAGAGAUUUCCCGGUAUGAUUGACCUAGAUAAGAAAAUGGAAAGGGAGAGGCCAGAGAAAAUGGAGAACACAUGCAGAUAAAGGACAUGGUUACUUCGGGUUCAUACUACUUCAUGUUCGGGUCAAUGUGGGUUCAAGUAGAGAACUAUAUGUUCAUCACCAUUAUCAUUCGGUUUGGGUCGACCCAACGGGUUAAAACUUUGAUUUUAAACAAAAUUUAAGUUCAUAUUAACACUUGCAUUUUUCUUUAAGUAAAAUUAAAAUAUCAAAAAAAUGUACUAUAUCUAU
Molecule: messenger RNA, 1265 nt
Organism: Cuscuta campestris
Lineage: Eukaryota; Viridiplantae; Streptophyta; Magnoliopsida; Solanales; Convolvulaceae
Source: the annotation of a GenBank genome assembly